Messenger RNA from Eupeodes corollae, 787 nucleotides. RefSeq lists its product as uncharacterized. The transcript has 2 exons. The record is from RefSeq and is a predicted model, not a curated record. The coding region runs from base 311 to 730 and encodes 139 amino acids. Lineage: Eukaryota; Metazoa; Arthropoda; Insecta; Diptera; Syrphidae.
UUAAGUAUUAGUAUGUGCAUUGCGUCGACGAUGGCGGAAUUUCAACUUAUUUUUGUUUGUUUAUAAUAAAUAAAUAGUUAUAUGGUGUAGUUUACUUUUAAUGACUGAUUGAGGAGAACGGAAAAUAUUAGUUUCUUCAUAACAUUUUUUGUUUUGAUUUUGAAUUGAGUAAUUGUUUUUAUUUGCCGCUUAAAUAAAACAAAAUAAAUUAAUAUCUUUCGUGAUUUGAUCAUUAAAUAAGUGUUCCCUUCUCACAAAAUUCAAUACAUAUUAUAGUACCCAUAAUAAAAAAGUGCUAUACAUUUUCAAAAUGCCGAAAAUAACUCGGCCGCAUCAAUAUUCAAACAGACGUCUACGGAACAAGAACCAAACGAAAACUGAAACGGUUGAUGUACCAGAAACCAUCAACACACCUGAUACUAUCAAUCUUCCCGAAUCCAUCACUUUACCACCUACUGAAGCCACACCUUCUGAAAGUCCAACGGAAAAUCAAGAAAAAGAAGAAUCCGCUGAAAAUGAAGCUCAGGGAAAAGAUGUUUUACCAAAAAAUGGUCUUACCAGCUAUCAAAAUUGUGUCGAAGUAUUGAAACCACUAAAGGACCACAUCAAUCGAAUUGGAAAUAAACAAGCUUUGUUGCGAUUGCGUGAAGUUGAAAAAGUUAUUAAAUAUGCUAUUAAAAAUGAAAAAAGAGCAAGGAAAAGCUUACAAAAUACGAGCGUGACAAAUUAAAUUAAUAUCUAAUAAUUUGUAUGUAAUUUUUUACUAAACAUUAUUUUUGGAAAUAUG